Cottoperca gobio is the source of this 1158-nucleotide messenger RNA. RefSeq names its product endothelial cell-specific molecule 1 (gene esm1). Gene Ontology annotation, cellular component: extracellular region. Lineage: Eukaryota; Metazoa; Chordata; Actinopteri; Perciformes; Bovichtidae. The coding region runs from base 144 to 692 and encodes 182 amino acids. The record is from RefSeq and is a predicted model, not a curated record. The transcript is spliced from 3 exons.
AAACAAAGUUGUUCAUCGCUGAUAACCAUACAACCUGAUGAGCCAGAGGUCACUCCACUCAAGUCUCCCAGAAGUGGUCCGCCUCUGUCUCUUCCUCGAGACAUCCAAAAGACAGCAGCCCUUCCACGAGCUCUCUACCCUGUAUGAUGUCUCUCCUCCUCAUCACAGUGUUGUCCUCACUCAUAGUGCAAGAUGCUGAGGCGUGGAGCGCCAAUGUCAAGUACGCGGUGAACUGCCCCGACAGAUGCAACGUGGAGCGGUGUGGCGGGACGCAGCGCUGCACAAGGACGGUCCUGGAUGACUGCGGCUGUUGCCAGGUCUGUGCAGCCGGCAGAGGGGAGCACUGUUACCGCACCGUGUCGGGCAUGCACGGGGUGAAGUGCGGACCGGGAUUAUUCUGCGAGUUCUACAAGGAUGAGGACGAUUACGGAGACGAAUAUGGGAUUUGCAAAGACUGUCUCUAUGGAACCUACGGAGUUGAGUGUCGCAAGACAUGCAACUGCAAAGGUAACAUAUGUGACAGGGAGACAGGAGCUUGUCUCACCCUCAAAUUCUUUGCCAAAAUCGCCAGCAAGCUCAAGACUGAGACUCAAGAAGGGGGAGAGGUGGGCUCAGGAGAAGUCAGCACUGCCCAGAACACAGAUCAACACACGGACAGAUCCACCGCUCCGAAGCGGCUCAACCCUCGCUGACAAGUGCUGACAAGACUGAAUCUAUUCAGUGUAAAUGUAGCAUUAACUUAUAGAUGAACUGAAAGAUAUAUUUUAUUAUGUUAAACGAUGAAAAGGUUUUUUACAGCAUUUGGAAUAUUCAGACUGUGUUAUUCUUUUGUUAUUGUUCUUCAUCGGUUCCUGAGAUCAUCCUGUACUCUGUUCCCAUCGGCAUACAGCUGAUCGUCUCGUUCAGCGUGCCUUCAUACAUUAUUGUUGAGAAAAUGAGAGUUAUUGUCACAAGAGAAGGACGUUGCUUUUAUUUUCAAUCUGGACACGGCCAUACUUUUCAUUGAUUCAUUGUAGUCCACUAAAUUCUUUUGAAGUUUUCCUUUCAUGAUAUUUUAUUUGUACUGUAUGAAAAGCGGACAGGGAAAAUAUCAUGUAUAUGACACCAGCCAAUGUAAAGAAUGCUCUUACAAUUAAACCAAAGUUAUCACUGACUGUU